UGCCAAUUCGAUUGCUGCUGACCGCUUCCAACCGAGAAACACUCACACCCUCACUGCAGAACAUCCCACUCUUCCCUCUAACCUACCUACAAUUCCGAAACAAAAAUUAGAAACAAAGACAUAUUCAAGAAAAAUAAGCGCAGAUCAAAAUCAUCAACAUGUCCAACAACCUAUCGAUUGAAGGCGUUAAAAGCUCGGCGAUCAUCGAAGCCGUCGCCCUUGGCAUCUCCAAGAUGGACGAAGCAGAGAAGAAAAAGCAAAUGAAAGCGAUCAAUGGGAUCUUCCAAAUGAAUGUGAAGAGUGCAGGAGGAAAGGAAGGCACAUGGACGAUCGACUUCAAGAAGGAAGGAAAAGUCUACCAAGGUCCAGCUAAACCGAAGGCGGAUGUAACGAUCAACUUGUCAGACGACACUUUCCAGGCAUUGGCAGAUGGGAAGUUGAACGGCCAAAAGGCCUUCAUGGGGGGCCAGUUGAAAGUCAAAGGAAAUAUCAUGCUGGCUACUAAGUUAGACGUCUUAUUGAAGUCGGCCAAAUCGAAACUAUAACACGGUAACUGGGUUUUCUCAAGACAAGCAAUCCGUCAUCUGUUUUCUAUCUACAAUUUGCAACCUUUUUUUAAAAACAAAUUCAAUGGAGUUGGAUCCCUUCAUGGCAGCUCUUUUUAAUGUCUUAAUCCAUUUCUUCUCAGAUCCAUUCGCAGUUUUUUCUUUUUUCUAAUUAUCCUAUUGUCUACAUAUGCUCUUGAUCGUUUUGAAAAAUUCAAUACAUGUAUUAUUUAUCCAUUGAAA
This is a messenger RNA of Puccinia graminis f. sp. tritici CRL 75-36-700-3, 788 nucleotides long. RefSeq lists its product as uncharacterized. NCBI's taxonomy places the organism in Eukaryota, Fungi, Basidiomycota, Pucciniomycetes, Pucciniales, Pucciniaceae. Bases 159 to 545 code for a protein of 128 amino acids. The record is from RefSeq and is a predicted model, not a curated record. Gene Ontology annotation, cellular component: cytosol. The transcript has 5 exons.